AUGAUCAAAGAAUUGAAUAGGAAAUGUUUUCGAGUUCGCAACGAAAAAGGAGACUAUAUAUGCUUUGCGUUGGAUCGAACGUGUGCCGACGAAAUUUUGUGGAAGAAGAAAGGCGCUUCUCCUCCUCAUGAUCCGCAACGUCCGCGGAAAAGAAAAGCCUCAGAUGAUUUCCUAGCAACGAUGGAUAAGCGGUGUUUAGUGAGAGACUUCGCGUGUAUCUUAUGUCAGCGUAUCUGUAAUAUUCCCGUUGCAACCACGGUGUGUAUGCAUAGGUUUUGUGAAAGUUGUAUGAGUCCUCGAAUAGCGGCUGGUAAUCUACGAUGUCCCCGGUGCAAUAUGCAACUAGAUCAGAAUCAGCCUGUUUGUCAUGAUUCGAAUUUUCAGGAUAUUAUAGCCAAAAUAGAUUUUGACUUGAACACCGUUCAUGAUUUGUUAACCAGAAAACCUCAUUCCGCUUGUGAGUUUUCGAGUAUUACUAGUGACGAAGAGUACAUGGAUAUGUGCAACGUAUCGGAAGAGCGUCGAAAAGUUAUAAGAAAAAAGACAACACCUCCAAGUAGGAUACAUCCAUUAGCUGCCGAACACGCGUUUUACUGGGAUCGAAAGUUCCAAAACAGUAAUGCUUUGGUACAGCGGUAUUUGAAAAAGAUGGGAUUGCCGCACCAUGAUCCCCCGCUUCCUCUGCCAAGGAUUCCAGAGCAUGACGGAGGUGAAAUUGAAGAGCGACGGCCGUUCCGUAUUUAUGGUAACCUUAUCAACCAUGUUCCUCCCCCACUGCGUGAUAAACGUAUUAGAGAUGGCGGAGGUUACGAUGCCGAGUACAAGCUGUUUGAGUGUAAUAAGGAUCACAUUUGGCCAACGAUUGAGAAGAAGGAACCCAACAGAUUUGGCAUCACUGCCGAAUAUCGAAAAAGUCUGUUGAAAAUGCAUCGUAUACUUCGGCCGAAGUCGCGAGCUACGGAAACUUUGGUAAAUGAACGUGCUGGGCUGGAAUCUGGAGAUGACAUGCCUGUUUCCUGUGAGGGAAAAAUCAAAAGUGACGUGGUAGAGAAAGUAGAGGCUGAGGCAGACGUUUUUCUGGAGAAGGAAGCGAACGGAGAGUCGUCGAGUAAUGGGUCUCUGGAUUCGGAGGACGUGAAUGACUUGGUUGCUGAACGCCAUCAUUUAUUCCUCAAUCGGCAAGCGACGCGAAUUGUGGAAGUGGUGUUACGCCCUAACCGAAAUCCGAAAUCAUCGUCGCGAAUAAUCUCCACACGAGAAUUGCCAUCAUUUUAUCUGUUUGUGGAUGAAGCUGCCACUGUCGCUCACCUACAACAAUUUGUUUUGAUGCGGAUCAACACUCAGCAUCCGAAAACUGAGCGACGCCGUGGGAAGCGAUCACCGCAUGUGUCUCCUUCGAAAGAAGGUGCCGAAAUAUUAGAUACGAAAAGCCUCAUGAAUAGCACUGCAUACUCCAUUGGCACCAAAGAAGGGGACAGUACAAUCUAUGCUUCAGCUUUUCCUGUACAAAAGCUUAGUGAAACUCUGACGCUUUCUGAGGUGAGUUGUGCUGCUUACUAUCAUCUUAUUCAGAGUAGUGCUUCAUUCCAAUAUACCUUGGUUCUAGGACGGAUUACUUUCAGGGGUUUCCAAUCGCUUUAG
Haemonchus placei is the source of this 1641-nucleotide messenger RNA. Lineage: Eukaryota; Metazoa; Nematoda; Chromadorea; Rhabditida; Trichostrongylidae. The record is from the annotation of a GenBank genome assembly.